CGGCUGCACUGCAGGACUGGACCGCGCGCGCAUGCACGCCACACGGCGGGACUACCCACCAGCAGAGGCGGUCCGCUCGCCCGCCAGCCCGCGAUUUAUUCCCUUCCUUCAAUGUGUCAAUGUCGAGCGAUUCGCCACGGCCGCCAGAAGUAGUCACCGAGUCGGAAGCAACAUGUGCUGUACACGCGAUUCCGAGUUGAGUGCGGUUAGGGUUUUUGACGCUCGUGCCGCCGCCGCCGCCGUUACGGCGCUCUGCCGUUAACCACUGCCGGUGAUAUUUGUAUYAUUAUUAUUAGUGUUCUGGCCGUUUUGUUAGCGAGUCUCUCGACGAUUCCAGUUACUCGGUUAUCCGGUACAUCGCGUUUGAUACUUGUUUUUUUGGGAUUUUUUUUUUUUUGUUUAAUUGAUGGGAUUCGUCCACAUUGAAGGAUUAUUAUAAUUUAUAUUAAACAAUUUGAAAGAUCCAAAAAUUGUUGCACCGGUACAAACUCGAUUUUUACGGCGACGUCAUGUUUCCUGGUGGCUGUUGUGACGAUUCUGCGAACAUACCGUCGUCCAUGUAUCCGAGCUGCACGCCUAUGCCGCAUGGCGUAACUUGUUUCACCCCGACCGUAGACCGUCAACGUCACCCGUACGUACCACAUCUUCAGCAGCAGCAACACCACAAUAGAAACCAGCUGCAAUUGUCGUUCAACCAACUACACAAUGACACGCCGAUUCAGCACCACGACCACACAAGUCUGUGCGCCAUGUCGUCGUCUCCAGUCACGCCGCUGGACAACGGUUACCGGUCCAUGUCGUCGUCGCAUUCGUCGCCCAUGUCAUCGUCUUCGUCGAUGUCGCCCAUGCCGUAUUGCCCCGGUUACUCGCCUAAUCAGCAGCCGUACGACUGUCAUGGCGUUCCCGCUCAUCCAUCGGURGCCGACUAUCCGCCGCAAUCGCACAACGCAUAUUACAUCACUUAUGAAAAUAAUCAUCCCCCGGCACCCGUCCCUAACAACGCUCAAGUGCCGUUGCCUACACAGCCACCGUGCCAAACUUUACAAAACUACAACAACAACUAUUACAACAACCACAACAACAACAACAUAAAAUACAAUAACAUCAACAACAACAAUAACAAUAAUACUUACACCGAUCGCUACGAAUGCCAGGAUUUGCAGCAGAUUACCAGUAAACUCACCGGAAACAAUUCCAGUCGACAAAGUCGAAAUCUGGCAGAAAAACAAAGACGAAACAAGUUAAAUACUUGUAUUACAGAACUUUCACAACUUGUACCACUGAUAUCAAAUUCUUCUAAAAAAAUAGAAAAAACAAGUGUUCUUAGACUCAGUGCUGCAUAUCUCCGACUAAAUCGAUUGUUAAUAGGACUAAGAGAACAACGAGAGAAACUGCCAGCUUGCAUAAAUGGAGUUAACGUGGCUGAUCUUCUGUUGGACGAUAACGAUGUAUACCUCAUGGUCACAUCUGGUGGAAAAAUUGUAUUUGUUUCGCACUCCGUGGAGAAUAUAUUAGGCUAUUCACAGAUCGAUCUCAUGGGCCAAUCACUUUUUAACUUUGCCCAUCCUAAGGAUCACGAUGAGCUAAAAAAGAACCUCAAGUAUCAAGACGAAAAAUCAAACAGCGGCAUCGUUUCUAUUAAUGAUCCUUUACUGAACAUUAAACAAAAUAGUAAAGGGGAUAGUAAAAUACAACGUAGAUCAUUUUAUUUACGGUUGGUCAAGAAAGUGGUUUCUCGUGAUGAACAACCAGAGUUUGAGUUGGUACAUGUGAUGGGAACAUUAAUGAUUCAACAAUCUGAUUCAAAAAAUUCUGAAGUCACKGAAAACGAUGUUGUGUUAAAUGCAGUUGUCAGGCCAUUCAAUGAACGGCGUGUGACUGAAGUAUCAAUGUUGGAAGCAACUGGUGAAGAAUACAUAACCAGACAUCAAAUUGAUGGCCGAAUUAUAUAUGUUGAUCAUAGAAUUUCUAUUGUAUCUGGAUUCAUGCCUCAAGAAGUAUCUGGACAACUGGCAUUCAAAUACAUGCAUAAAGAUGAUGUACGUUGGGUGAUGAUUGCUCUAAGACAAAUGUAUUUUAAGGGUCAAAGUUUUGGCAGUAGUUGCUAUAGAUUAUUGUCGAAAAAUGGAGAAUUUGUGUAUAUGAGAACUCAUGGUUUCUUGCAAUUAAAUCCAAAUGAAGAUACAAUUGAAUCCUUCAUUUGUGUUAAUACCUUGGUGCCCCCAGAACAAGGGAAAAGAGAAAUAAUUGAAAUGAAAAAACGAUUUACACCAUUAAUAGUUGCUGCGUCUGAACCUGGGAUUGCUGCAAUAACUAAUAAUCAAUUUAUGGAAAAAGAAUCUUCAGUGACUUUGGAAGAUGUUACUGAAGAUCUUAAAACAUUAGACAAGGUGGUCGAACAAAUGAUUAUAAAUAUUCCUGAACCGGCAAUUGACAAUUUUAAGGUUACUGCGAAGAAUCCGGGACCUCUGCCAGAUAAUCAAGAGUAUAUGAGGGUUGCACUAUUGUCCAAGUCAAUACCUCCGGUUUCAGUAGCAUCUAAUGCACCAAAAAUUUAUAAGCGAUCAUCUCUAUCCCCUCAACCCAAUGUUGUUAAGCCAGUAACUCAGGAUCGGCCAUCUGUACUUCGAGUGGCCCCACCAAUUUCUCGACAACCUGUUCUAGUUUAUAAUCAUCAAACCUAUGAAAAAACAACAGAGAAAGAUCGAGCUUAUUUAGAGCGUAGGGGUGGCAUAUUUGUCUUACCCAAAAGACAAAAUGAUUCACAACUAAUAUUAGAUAACUUGCCAAAAAAAGCAAAAAUUGUGUUAGACUCACAAGUUGAAUCUCCUGCUUGUAGCAAUUACAGCAACCAACCAGAUUCACUGUCUGACCAUCAGCUAACUAAAGAAUGUAUUGACAAUUUUUCAAACUUUCAAGCUGAUCCAAUCCAACUUAUUUCUCACAACAUAGAUGACCACAAUAUUAUUGAUCCUUUAAUUGCUGAUGUGACCGAUAUUGAUCAUUUUACGAAAACCAUUGGCGAUAAUAACUCUUUGAUCAUAGGACCGGAUAGUUAUGAUUCAUUUGUUAAUGGUGUUUAUGACGAAGUUGGUCCAAUAGAUAUCAUUCAAGAUCCCUUAAUUCAAGCCCUACAACACAACAGAAGUUUAGAAAGUGCUUUGCUUGAGAAAAAACAGAACACACUUAAGACAAAAAUGGACCAACAACAAGGUCAACUGAAAGAAAUCCAAACCGAGUUAAAUUCACUUUCUUCAAAUGCUAACACACAUUUUCUAGCUACAGAUUUUUCUCACUUAAAGGCUGAACAUGAGCAUCAACAACAAGUGUUACGUGAACUACAAGGAGUACAUAAAAACAUUGGAGUGUAAUCAUCAAUAUUAUGUAACCUAAUAUUUCACUUGACAAAUAUGUAAUUGGUGUAAUAUAUUUCCGUUCUCGUGAUAAUGCUUUCUUAAGAAAUACAAAUUAAAUCCAGAGCGUCAUAACCUAUUUAAAACUAUAAAUUGUAAACUACUUGUUAAUUUGUAUUUAUAUAUAUUUAUU
This is a messenger RNA of Diuraphis noxia (Russian wheat aphid), 3546 nucleotides long. Its product is annotated as circadian locomoter output cycles protein kaput-like. Gene Ontology annotation, biological process: regulation of DNA-templated transcription. NCBI's taxonomy places the organism in Eukaryota, Metazoa, Arthropoda, Insecta, Hemiptera, Aphididae. The record is from RefSeq and is a predicted model, not a curated record. Gene Ontology annotation, molecular function: DNA-binding transcription factor activity; protein dimerization activity. Gene Ontology annotation, cellular component: transcription regulator complex; cytoplasm; nucleus.